Molecule: messenger RNA, 1770 nt
Organism: Ambispora gerdemannii
Lineage: Eukaryota; Fungi; Glomeromycota; Glomeromycetes; Archaeosporales; Ambisporaceae
Source: the annotation of a GenBank genome assembly
AUGGCGUUUGCUGCUAUAGCAGGAACAACAAUAGCGGCUAGCUAUUUAGAUGCAAAAUACGGCAUAACUAGAGAUAUAAAAACUAUUAUGACGAGAAAUGCUAAAUCAAAAACCGUGCCGCAAAUAAUAGAAUUGGGUAAGAAAGGAUAUGGUUCAGCUUAUUUGCUCGUAGAAGAUGCCGCUAGAAGAUGGCCGAAUAAAGAAGCGCUUGUUUUUCAAAAUCGAAGUUGGACAUUUGCACAGUGUGAACAGGAGGUUGGUAAAUUGGCAGACUGGGCACAAUCUCAAGGACUAAAGCAAAAAGGCAAACCGAAAUUAAUUGUCGUGAGCGAAGACCUCUUACAUAUUAUGGAAAUGGAUGAUUUUAAAAUUCCAAUUGUCGAAUUUCGAUUUAGUAAUAAAGCGUCAAAGAAUAACGAUGACGAUAACUGGAAUGCAACGACAACGCGAACAAAACGUUUAUUCUUGAACGAAUUGCCGAAAAGUGAUUUGAAUAACUUUGUUAGACCGAACAUCAAGUUACACGAUGCAGCAUGUUAUAUUUAUACAAGUGGAACUUCGGGCUUUCCAAAGGCUGUCGAGUUUCUACACCUUCCAUUUAUAUAUCUCGAAUUUACUGCUCCAAUGCGAGGAAUUUCCUUCGAUGAGCGUCGAUAUUGUCCACUGCCACUUUAUCAUACCUCGGCGUUGGCACUUGGACUUUACCCGUGCUGGGGAGUUGGAGCGACAUUUAUAGUCGGGCAAAAAUUUAGUGCCUCAAAAUUUUGGGAUGAAUGUCGAACUACUAAUGCUACCAGUUUUCAGUAUAUAGGUGAAAUCUGUAGAUAUUUGAUGUUACAGCCACCAUCGAUUAACGAUAAAAAUCAUAAAAUUCGUUUGGUUCACGGGAAUGGUAUUCGUAGUGAUAUUUGGCAGGCGUUUAGAGAGCGGUUUGGAAUUGAAAUAAUCGUAGAGGUUUAUGGACAAACCGAAGCAGGCAGUGUGUUGAUCGAGAACAGGAAUUAUGGGUUAUUCGGGCUCGGAGCAAUCGGUUAUCGAGGACCAUUGCUAACUUUACUAGAUAAGUCACAAGUCAUAGUAAAAUUCGAUUUUGAAAAGGGUAUUCCUUAUCGAGAUCCAAAAACAGGUCGAUGCAUUUUGGCUAAAGUCGAUGAGUUAGGAGAAAUGAUCUACCAAGUAGACCCAAAUAUAUCUCGUGGAUAUUUGAAUAUACCACUAAGAGAGGAUCCCAGAAACCUGUUGGAUGUAUUUAAAAAGGGUGAUUUUUGGAGACGUAUGGGCGACUUGCUGGUUCUUGAUAAAGACGGGUGGUAUCGUUUUGUGGAUCGGGUUGGUAAUACGUUUCGAUGGAAAGGUGAAAACAUUUCAUCGCAAGAAGUCGAAAAAAAAUUGUCUGCCUAUCCACAUAUUAUUGAAACGAUAGUCUAUGGAGUGCCACUAAAGACUUAUGAUGGCCAAGUGGGAAUGGCAGCUCUAGUUCUUAAUCCGAAAGAUAAAAAUUCCAUUCAAAAGACAAUGAAAGAACUUCCUCGAUUUUUAACCAGUUGUGGGCUGCCUAAUUUUGCAAUUCCAAGGUUUAUUCGAUUAAUGGACGAGAUGCCAACUACCGUAACAUAUAAAUAUAAAACCAAUCAAUUACGUAAAGAAGGAAUUGAUCGCGUACUCUGUGGAUAUGAUAACUUGUUUAUUUUGGAUCAUGAGCAAUUUAUUUAUAUGCAGCUAGAUGAGAAUAUGUAUCAUAAAAUCAAGAGAGGUGAUGCAAAGUUGUAA